CUCUCUGCUCCCCCCCCCGAACCAUGAUUUGCCCGCGACCUGCUGAGGAACUGCUGCCAGUGUCUUGGAAUAGGAUUGGUGCCUGGCAAAGAUUUGCUCUGGAUUUGUUUUCUUCCCUUUGGCGCUGGUCAGCCAGGUCUCAGGAGUCGCCUGUAGGGUUUGCCGAUUCAGCCUGGAGUCCUUUUGCGCGCGCGCGCUGCCUCUCUUUCUUACUCUCUCGCUCUCUUGCUUUCUUGCUUUCUCGCUCACCCUCUCACCCUCUCACCCUCUCACCUUCUCUCACAUAUACAUCCUCUUUAUCUCUCCCUGCAGUCUCCCACUGGUCAUCUUGAACCCGCAUCCAUCCAGAUCAUCAGCACAGAUUCCCCGCGACUAGAGGUGGCUUGUGCAGAGAGCCCUCCUCCUACCACCCCCCACCACCACCAUCAUGGCCAUCCUCGACAAGGAAAAUCGCCCCCGCGGCUUGCGAGUCCCAUCCUUUACCAGGAAGGGCUUCAAGCAGAAGUCCUCCGAGUCUCUGCCGCAGAAAGAGGUCCUUCAGAACCAGGUUCCGGCUCAACCAGACGCCGUCCCUGCUCCCCCGACAUUCAACAUCCCCAGCCAGCCCCAGGAUGGCCACAUCCCAAACCCAAACCCCUCGAUGGCCAACAUCCAUCCGGCGUACCGGGCCUACAGGCCGCAGCCGCAGCCUCCCGCCGUGCCAGCCGCCGUGCCAGCCGCCGUGCAACCAACUCCCCCGUCCAGCGAGGAAGACCCCGAGCGAAUGCUUCAGCCUCGGGACGCAGAAGAGCCAUUGGAAGAUUUCAUCCCCACGCCGGAGCCGGAACUGGACGGCACUGCCACACCCAUGGAGCUGGUGUCCAGUGAAGAAAACAAUGGACCAUGGACGCCUCCCGAGAUCGAGCCUGUUGCCGCGCCGCUGAACAAGUUGCACUUCGCGUGCUACCAGGACCAUAAAUCUAUGCCCCCCGCCAACAAUGUCUGGCAUGCGCUACCCUGCAUGACCUGCCAGAAGUUCGACCGGGAAGUCCGGUACCGCUGUGUCUUCUGCUGUCUGCGGAUUUGCGCCGGUUGCUUCCAGACCUUGCAGAAGUCCCCAGAUCGCUCGUUGGCGCAGCUGAUGGAGUCCAUCUCCACGCCGGCAGCCUGAUAUCUAAUCAUCUUUCAUCUUUCCUCUUGAUCAUCUCAUUUCUAUGGCCCAUAUAUUCAUUUUCAUCUUAUUUCCACCUUCUAAUGUUUACCCGCCGAGUCCCCGCAUGGCAGGGAAGAGCGCUGUAUUUACUUGCUAUGCCUCUCUCGCUUCCAAAGGCUCAUGGCUUUGAUUUCGGCUACAGCCGUCGACGCCCAGUCCCCGGCUGAUGGAUUAUAGUGCUUUUGCUGAUACCACGGAAACCUCGGUUUCUCCCCGCUGCUUGCAUUGUGGCCUUACGUUGAGUUGCUUAUUUUUAUCUUCGCUGUGUUUGUUUGAUUCACCGCAGGCAUGGCCCCAGUCCUGGCGAUUGGGCUGCUGUAUGGAAGGCUGUAUACUGUCGAGAAGAUUCCCAGUUGAU
This is a messenger RNA of Aspergillus heteromorphus CBS 117.55, 1550 nucleotides long. RefSeq lists its product as uncharacterized. The record is from RefSeq and is a predicted model, not a curated record. Bases 428 to 1150 code for a protein of 240 amino acids. NCBI's taxonomy places the organism in Eukaryota, Fungi, Ascomycota, Eurotiomycetes, Eurotiales, Aspergillaceae. The transcript is spliced from 2 exons.